AUGCCGUCAGAAUCCGGCGAGAGACGACCGACGAAACCGCACCAAGUGGGUGCACCACCACCAGAGCCAGAACACAUCCCAUGCCCGCGCUGUGAUUCUACAAACACCAAAUUCUGCUACUACAACAACUACAACUUCUCUCAGCCCCGUCAUUUCUGCAAAUCCUGCCGCCGAUACUGGACACAUGGUGGGACCCUCCGCGACAUACCCGUCGGUGGUGGUACUCGCCGGAAUGCCAAACGCUCUCGCACCAGCACCUACACUCAUGACAACAUGCACGCUACUGCUACCACCACCAUCCCCACCCCCAUUUUGGUUCCUUUAGUCGCCGACCAAGGCGGUGCCGUACAAUUUGUGGGUGAUGCCAAGCCAAGUUUGAGUUUUUGCGGAAGUUUUACUUCGCUGUUGAAUACUCAGGGGGCAGGGGUUUUGGCACUGGGUGGGUUUGGGCUUGGGCUUGGGUCUGUGUCUGGGUCUGGGUUUGAGGAUAUGAGUUUUAGACUUGGAAGGGCGGUUUGGCCUUUUCCGGCGGUUGGAGAUGGUGGCCCUUCCAGCAGUGGUGGUGUGAUUGGUAGUAAUGCAUGGCAGCUGGGGACAGGAGAAGGUGGGUUUGUUGGCGGCGAUUGCUUUCCUUUGCCAGAUCUUACUAUUUCCACACCCAUGAAUUGUUUCAAAUAGUCUCCUUGUUUUGUAUUUCACUGUUUCUUUUUAGGAAAACAUAAAUGUGUACUUUUUUGUGGUUUAAGAUCUGAUUGUUAGAGAAUCAAUAGAACCUGUCCUGUGGCUUUUGAAUCUACAACACAUGUGUCUGAAUAUUAUUG
Messenger RNA from Ilex paraguariensis (yerba mate), 821 nucleotides. NCBI's taxonomy places the organism in Eukaryota, Viridiplantae, Streptophyta, Magnoliopsida, Aquifoliales, Aquifoliaceae. The record is from the annotation of a GenBank genome assembly.